AGAGGCUCUCCUGUCGUGGCAAUAUAAGACAGUCAUGGCUCACAAAAGCAUUUAUUAUUCAGAUAAAUAUACAGAUGAUACUUAUGAAUACAGGCAUGUUGUGUUACCAAAGGAAAUAGCAAAGCUUGUUCCCAAACACUUGAUGUCGGAAACAGAGUGGAGAGGUUUGGGAGUUCAGCAGAGCCAGGGAUGGAUACACUACAUGAAACAUGAACCAGAACCUCACAUUCUUCUGUUUCGGCGUGGUCUACCGAUGAUGCAGACAAACACCUGUUCAUGAUCCUGAAAUCUACUGUUAUCAUUUCCAUCACCGUUAUCAUGAAAUUCAUUCAUCAUUACAAACCAUUCCUGAUCAUUCUUCUCUGGGACAUUGGAAACAAAUUCUUCCUCAUCAAGUGACUGCUGAGAGGCUGAUACACAUUGUGAAGUGUAAUUGCUUGUUACACUUUAUAUAAAGGUUUUCCAGAAAGUUAUCCUGUCAGGAAUGUAUCAGAAAAAAGUCAGCUGUGUUGAACAUGGUAUUGUAUUUGUAUUUACACAUUAAAUUGUAUGAAUUUGUAAAGAAUGUUCUUGAAUCUUAUAAUUGAUAAAGAAAACUUGAACUAAAAUUCAAAAUUCAGUUAAAAUGAAAAUUGACCUUAAAUCUUCUGUUAUUUACUUGAAUUUAUCAGCAUAUUGAAUCAAAAAUGUAUAUCUUAAUAAUGUAUUGUAAUGAGACAAGUAUCUAUUGUAGUAAAGACUAAUGUGGUGAUUCAAAAUGACUUUAAUAAAGUUUUAUUGUUCUGCAAGGGUGUGAGAGGAUGAUAUGGCCAUGCUAGGCACUGAUUGAAAUGUUUUGUGAAAGAGAAUUUGAGAUAAUGUGUUGAAACGUUUAAAGGAAUAAAAAGUAAGCAUGGAUACUGUAAAACACUGUCUACUUCAGAAUGAACUGUGAGCAUACACUCCCUGAACAGGUGAAAUUUCAGACAUUAGUUAUAUAAUGGACUGAAACUAUUAAAAUAUGUUGAAAAUAUCUACCUUCAAACAUAUCAGGAUGAAAAUGAUCCAUUAAUAUAAUUAGAGAGUUUUGAAAAGUGUUUGAUGCUCAUUUAAUUUAUUUGAAAUUAUGUUAGAAAAAAAUUAUCCUUCUUAUUGAUGAAGGUUGUGACUGGUUUAUUCAAAUCAAAAAUAGAACAGUGGUUUGGUAUCUUUAAUUUGUAAAUUCCUUAAAUUCUUGACUUAUUUAGGUAUUGACAGAAAAUGAGAUUGUUCUGCAAAUAUCAAAAUGCAACAUCUGCAAAUUUUUCAAGCAUGAAUUUGAUAUUUUAUAAAGAAUACCACACCAGCUGUACAACUACUAAUUGAGCUCAAUGAAAAUCAUUUUAUGAAUGUGGCAAUACCACUCCUAACACCCUGGUAUCAUGUCGGUAAUAUAAACUACAGGCUGUUUGUUAAAAGACAAAGAAAACAAUUUUUUUUAAUGUGUGCUUAUACAAACAUGUUAAUACAGUAGAUGAAUGAAGUCACAUUAUGUAUUCAUAUGUAGAUUCAUGUGUGAUUUAAGGGUUUUGUGCAAAUAGUAUCAUAUUUUGAUUACAAAUAACUUGUAUUGUGCUACUAAAGCAGGUUAUUUUAGGUGCAUACACGUAGACAAGUGUCAAACUACUAGCUCUACAUAUAUAGUGACUGUAAUGUCUGCCAGGGACAUGUACAUACCAAAAUUCUCUUGUUAAUAUCAACAUGACCUGUUCUGGAAUAUUGUUGAUUUAGAUGUUGCUGUCUGGUAACAUCCAAACAUGAAUUAUAAUAAUUGAUACUGAUUGUAUAUCUUUGUGUUCACUAAGGCUCAUAUACAAAAUCCACAUAUUUAUACUCACUAUGAGCUACAGACUAUCAGUCUAUAGACAUUCAAUAGCAAAUAUUAAAGUGAUGGUCCUUACAGCAGAGCUUUAUUGUGAUAGCUCAUUUUAUAAAAAAAAAAAAAGAAAAAGAAAAAACAACUCACUAACCUCAAAGAGUAUACAAAUGAUCAAACUUGUUUGUGCUUGUUAGAUAUUGGAAUACAAUUAUCAAGGGAUGAUAAAAAAAAGUUUUACAGGUUUGGAUUUCUUAUGUAAUCAUAUAGAUAAGACCCAAUAUAACAUGGACAGGUUUACUGUUUUCUUAGUCGCUGGUAAAUCACAUAUAGGUUGUGUUGUCUAGGCUUUUCUUACUCAAGAUCACUGUUCCUACUCGGCAGGUAUGCCUAUCUUAAUGUGAUGUUAUAUAGGCUUAAUAAGUUAUUGUUUUUGAAAAUAUUUUGCCAAAUAUAGUCUUGUUAAAAUCCAGAUGUUUAUAUGAAGUUGAAGGACACGACAUUAUUAUAUCAAUACUGUAUAUGUUACCGAUAAAUAUUUGUAUAAUCAUAAUUUUCCUGUUUAUUUCAUUAUUGUUCAGGUUCUCUUGUUUUUCUUACCACUGAUUUUAAAACUUUUUGUUGCACUACAAGAAUUCAAAGUUUGACCAGGUUUAUUCCGCUUGCCCUGACAGUAAUUUUCGAGAUUUGAAAAAAUCAAAGAUUGAAAGUCUGAUGUACUCUGGUAUAUGAAUUGUAUUACUCUCAUAUUUUUUUCCUUUCGUGAUUUCUCCUUCCUCAUUUGUUCUUGAGUGUAAUCAUCUUACAAUAUUCUAUUACUAUCCUAUUGUUUCUGAUCUUUUGUAAAUACAUAUCUCUUUCCUACUUGAACAUUUUGAAUUUGACAAAUAAAUUUUGAUGUACA
This is a messenger RNA of Ylistrum balloti, 2738 nucleotides long. Its product is annotated as cyclin-dependent kinases regulatory subunit 1-like. The record is from RefSeq and is a predicted model, not a curated record. Gene Ontology annotation, molecular function: protein kinase binding; histone binding; cyclin-dependent protein serine/threonine kinase activator activity. Gene Ontology annotation, biological process: regulation of mitotic cell cycle. The coding region runs from base 35 to 280 and encodes 81 amino acids. NCBI's taxonomy places the organism in Eukaryota, Metazoa, Mollusca, Bivalvia, Pectinida, Pectinidae. The transcript is spliced from 3 exons. Gene Ontology annotation, cellular component: SCF ubiquitin ligase complex; cyclin-dependent protein kinase holoenzyme complex.